This is a messenger RNA of Aureobasidium namibiae CBS 147.97, 1083 nucleotides long. RefSeq lists its product as uncharacterized. The annotation marks the transcript as partial. NCBI's taxonomy places the organism in Eukaryota, Fungi, Ascomycota, Dothideomycetes, Dothideales, Saccotheciaceae. The record is from RefSeq and is a predicted model, not a curated record. The transcript has a single exon.
UGUGACAUUCAGGUCAAAGGUACAGAGCAUGAUACUCUGAGCUAUGUGCGCUACGACAGCAGCAGCCCUUCUUUUGUCUCGUUCAAUACUACCACCACUGCAAGCUACAACGGAACGGGAAGUUUCUCGAUAACCGCGUAUUGUCAAGGUCAACCUGGCGGUCCAUGGCCAAGCUUGAACUUGGGAUUCAACAAUGUCAGGUUGCUAGCUGCUUACGACCCUACAGAUGUGGGUGCAGCUGAGAUUUGUGGCUUCAAAGGAGCCAGAGAUACUAUUCAGUCGGCCACGUUGCAGCCUUACUGCUCUUCGCUUUUGUCGUACACCACACCAACGACGACCUUGACCGAAGUCAUCAGCACUACAACCACAUCGACAAUGACUGUCAACUUCGCCAAGCGUAGACGAGGUAUAGUCACUGCCGCACCUGAAAUUGCAACAAGGUCGUUGAGGCCUCGACAGCUCGAUGUACCAGCCAACGAUACAACGACAGCUUCGACUAUUAUGAGUACCGGAUCGGUAAACCCUCUUGCCACCUUCGCUCCGCAGGAUGUCACCGAUGCUUGCAGCGUCGAAGCCAUGCCUGUGUCUACCACCAUCACCGAAACAACAUCAACCACAACUACCAUCACUGCAUAUGCAACCCAGACGAGGACACCAAAGCUCUUCGUUCUCGCCAGUUCAGGCAAUCAAGCCUUGUAUGUCAGCCGUGAGGGCUCAGGCGCUGUUUUAUUCAUCACAGACAUCAACGCCGCCCAUGUCUUCUAUAUCGAUGGUUCCGGUGCUCUUCGCUCAUGGCAAGAUCCUUCAAUGACCCUCGUUGAUCACUACGAGCCCAAUUCCGGCACGGCAGAUAACAGGAUCUAUAUCGAGGCUCCUUCUUCGGCAUCAUAUUCCUUGUCUUGUUACUACAAGGGACCCAACGCCGGAGAUUACUACGGCACUUGCCAGAGCUCUGGACCGCCCAACGGCAAUCCUGUUGUCUAUGGGUUUGGCUGGUGUCCUAACACGAACGCAUUAUACAUGAUACCCAACAGCUCGAAUGUCAGAUGUGGAGGUGGUUAUGCUUUCGCGGGCUUCUUCCUU